GUCAGACGGACGCACGAGGCCAGAGCGCGAGGACCUCCGUCGCCUUCGGAAAUAGUACAAAAUGAGCAGUGAAGAUCCAACCCUAGAGAGACAUUUCCGAGGCCACAGGGAUGUCGUCACGGCUCUCGACUUCAGCCCAAACGGCAAGCAGCUGGUUUCCUCUUCCCUGGACCACACAGUCAUGGUCUGGAACUUCAAGCAGCAAAUUCGAGCGUACAGAUUUGUUGGUCACUCUGACUCUGUCUACGAUGUCUGCUUUUCACCAAGCGGAAACUUAAUGGCCUCAGCCUCACGAGAUCGAACUGUGAGGCUUUGGGUCACAAACAUUAGAGGUGACUCGACGGAGUUCCGUGCACACCAUGCAAGUGUAAGGUCUGUCAGUUUCUCCCCUGAUGGCCAGCGAUUGGUGACAGGCUCAGAUGACAAAACCAUCAAGAUUUGGAAAGUCCACAACCACAAGUUUGAGUGCUCGUUGCCAACUCACACAAACUGGGUGCGCUGUGUGCGGUUCUCUCCUGAUGGUCGAAUGCUUGUGUCUUGUGCAGAUGAUAAGACUGUCAAGCUUCACGAUGUCCAGUCAGCAAGCACACUUCACACUUUCCCUGAGCUCAAAGGCUCAACAACACGUGUUGCUUUCCAUCCCUCGGGAACUUGCAUUGCAACUGCUGGUUCAGACAGCUCAGUGAGAAUUUAUGACAUCCGUACAAGAAAACUGUUGCAGCAUUAUGUUGCCCACUCUGGUCCGGUCCAUGAUCUCUCAUUCCAUCCAUCUGGACACCUCCUCCUAACAAGCUCUGCAGAUGGUACUUUGAAGCUGCUUGACCUGCUUGAAGGACGGCCCAUCUAUACCCUCCACGGACACCAAGGCCCCGUCACCUGCUGCGGCUUUGCUAGCAAUGGAGAGUAUUUUGCUUCUGGUGGAAAUGACAAGCAGGUGAUGGUAUGGAAGACCAACUUCGAGCCUGUGGAUCAGUGCGAGAGCCUGGAUGUGACGCAGGAUGUGUCUCAUAGGCAGCCCUUGGACGUGACAGUCUCAGUGCCCGAUGAUUCGUCAGAAGAGGAGGAGGAAGUUACCACAGUUGAGAGUCGUGCUGGAGUGCAAGGGAGAUCACAUAGCAGCGAUGUUAAUGGGAACCAGAAAAGUGGAGGAGGCAGCCAAGAGGACAAUACAGCCACCUUGCAGCAGAUGCAGAGCUCUCUCCAGCACAUCAUCACCCAGCUUGACACCCUAACCCAAACUGUUGUCAUCCUUGAGCAAAGGUUGUCACUAGCUGAGAACAAGAUAUCCGAUCUUGCCAACAAC
This is a messenger RNA of Penaeus monodon (black tiger shrimp), 1303 nucleotides long. RefSeq names its product POC1 centriolar protein homolog A-like. Gene Ontology annotation, molecular function: protein binding. The record is from RefSeq and is a predicted model, not a curated record. NCBI's taxonomy places the organism in Eukaryota, Metazoa, Arthropoda, Malacostraca, Decapoda, Penaeidae.